Molecule: messenger RNA, 3733 nt
Organism: Lingula anatina
Lineage: Eukaryota; Metazoa; Brachiopoda; Lingulata; Lingulida; Lingulidae
Biological process (GO): neurotrophin TRK receptor signaling pathway; negative regulation of TOR signaling; negative regulation of protein kinase activity
Cellular component (GO): cytoplasm
Source: RefSeq, a predicted model, not a curated record
ACAGUAACUCUUCAAGGUCAUGUUGUUCUGGUAAUUUUCCACAGAUUUGUUAUCAUAUGUCAUAGCGAGCAGCUGAUCAACCGCGUAGGAGCAAGUACUGCAACCGAUUGUGUGUGAUAGAAACAAGUCUUCCCUGUGCAAUAAUUCAAAAGCAGCACAUAACAAUCAGACCUUAACCCUGAAUCUGCUGAGACGAGAUACCUGGAAGGAAAAAUGGUACGCCUGACAUGUGAAUGUUUGAAUGUGAACAUCCACAGCAAGACCCCCAACCUUGUCACUGCUGAUGUUGCAAACUUAGGAUUAAAUGAAACUCUCCAGAAAGAAAUAAAAUACUCAGAAUUAGCUGAAGUUCAGUUGGAUCUGGAAGGAAUAUCUCAGGAACACCCUUGUCUACUGAAGAAGAAAACUGUUGGACAUUGGACCACAUAUGAGUGUGUCAACUGUGGUUUACUGACACACGCUGUCAACACUGCCUCCAGGAGCAAUAGAAUUCUAGUCAACAAAAAGUUACUGAGAGACGCUACGGCUAUUGAGAGUUUGAUGCAGUCUCCAGACUAUUCUCCUCUGUACAAUAUUGUGCUGAAGGGAGUGAAUGACAAUCAGCACAGGUUCACACCUUUUGGCCUCCAGUCCAGUAAAUAUGAAUCUCUGCAGGAAACUUUGACUGCCGUCCAACAAAGACUGAACCAGUAUCUGAUACAAGAAGAGGCUGCAAUGGAGGAAAGAAUUAGAAAAUAUCAAGAGGAACAGAGAACACAGUAUGCAAAACUUCAAAGCAAAGCAAGGAGGGAUAAAAAUACUUUGAUCAGUUCCCUGCUUGCUUCAGAAGCCAAAGAUCUCACCGAGUCUCUGACAGAAGCAAUGGUAGAUGAUUCUAGUCCAGAAAAUAGUGUGGAAGCGAGCAGUUUGACUGAGUCAUCCAGCUUAGAGCAAGACACAAGGAACCAGAACAAGGUGUCACCAGUGCAGCAACAGGACAAGAAAAGCCAAAGUAACUACCAGUCUCAUCAACUACUGCAACGAACCACCUCUGCUCCUGUGAGGCUUCAGAGCAAUAGAAGUUUAGAUGAAGUAUUUGAGCUGGAAGGCUUAGAUGACGAUGAAGACUUACCAGCUUUUGAUGAGUCAGAUGAUGAUACAGAUAACAGUAUGAAUGAAGACCAGAGCGAUAGCAGUGAUAGAGACAGUGGGAUCUACUCGCGCUCCAUCCCCAUAUCUGUUCCUAUGGCAUUCAGGACAGGAAAGUUCUCUGAGAGGGAAGAGGAAGAUGUAUAUAAGACAGCCCCAGACCCAGAACACAUGGCGGCAAGUAUUAAAGCCCUAGCACUCAGCGUCCAUGAGGACGGAACAGAAAUGUUUGGCGAUCUGCCAAGACCACGCCACAACACAUGGGGUGACCAUCACAGACCACACAGAAGCUUUAGACACUAGCAGAUAGAGAUGCUUAAUCUUGAGUGACUCUUUUUCGGAGAUAUCAAGAGGAACUUGGAUCUAACUGUACUUUUUACACAUUGACUAUCCAUGAAGUGUGAUAUCGUCACCUAUGGGUUAAAAUAUAUGUUGCUAAAGUGAUGGCGCCACCUAUGUGGUGAAAUUUUUGUUCGUUAAGUGAUGGUGCCAACUGUUGUUUGAUAUAAAACUUUAGCAAAGCCUGUGUCAAAAGAAUCACAUUCACUGGGCUGCUUCAGGCUGUUAUUGACAGCAUAAUAGAACAGAAGAAUGUGAAGUAAACACAAAUUGUAUCAUUUAUCUGGUGACUUGAGUUCUGAUCUUCCUGUACUUUCAGACAUGAACCGAGUUUGUUUUAAACUUUUAAAAGGGCGUCUGGAUCUGAUAAUUGGAGAAAUUAUCAUUUCACAGGUAGAUCUUUUGUGAGAUAUGAAUACAGUUAUGACUGUGUUGUUAUUAACAGAAAAAGGAAGAAAAAAGAAAAAAAAGGAAAAGCUGGAUUUGUUUUCAGGCUUAAUUUGCCAUUCGGUAAUAUACACUGAUGAUUUAUAAAGAUUAUACUGCAUUAAGUGUGAUGUAAGAAAUGUCAGCUCUUUUUCUGUGGCUAGUGGUCUGCUCUGUUUUAUGAACUUGUGUCUCAAACCAGUAUGCAGCAUGUUGUAGGACCUGAUAUUCAUGAUGGUAUACAUGAUAUACUAUUUCUGUCCUCAUUAGUGUAAAGUGUUUCUUCAUAAUUUGCAAAAAGAGGAAAGGGGAGUUCUGCAUGAUAUUUUUGAUUAUGUUUAGACUUCGGUAUAUAUAUUUUUUUAUUAAUUCAGAAGUUGCAUGCAGGAUUAAAUCAUAAAAUUACAGUAUUAUCUAUUGAAUUAUUUUCUAAACUUUCCAAGGUUCACAUUUAUUAGGAGGCUUAUUUGUUUGAGGCUUUAAGUGGUUAUAUGUUUGUCUUUUUAAUUCCACUGCGAAACAUAUGAUGGGAUGUCUUUAUUUAUUUAUUUAUUUUUUGUUUACACUGCUUGCGGGUAUUUGCCUAUAUUGCAGUCUUUGUGAUUGUUUAAAGCUUCCGUUUUACAAAGUUAUCUUUAUUCUGGCUUUAUAGGUUGGUAACAUUUCAGUUUUGAUUCAAGUACUUUAAUGUACUUUUACCAGUUUCAGCUGCUGUGUAUAAUUAAUGAACAUUUGUUAAUGUUUAUUUCUUAAUGUAAGUGAAGAUGAUCAGCGUCAACAGGUGCACUGGUGUGCAUAUGGAUUUUUUUAAAAACAAACAUGGCAGUCAUGGUAAAGCACAAAGUUCAUUGAAGAGAAGGGCUGCUCUGAUGAUCCUGGAAUCGUGAAUAUGUUGAAGGGUUGGAGACGUGAGGCAUAGUAUUUUAAUCAUGGAAGCAGGUUGAAGAAGAUUAUACGUGUUUGGUAUUGGGUGCUGAAAUAGUCUUUUGGAAUUUAACAGUCUUUUGAAAUGGGGAAUUUUUUAUUAUUUUUUUAAACAAAAAUACUUUGUCUAUGGCCAGUGAUUUUAUAGUUAAAUUGCUGUUCUAUGGCCAGUGAUUUUAUAGUUAAAUUGCUGUUCAUCGUCAUCACUGAGAAAUAGCUGUUCACUAAGACAAAGCUCUUAGUUACAUGCACAGUACUCUAUAUAUUAUAUAUAGCAGGCUGCUGAUGUUUAAAUAAGCUGUUUUGUGUGGAUUUGGACAACUUGCUCUUUGUAUCUUUUUGAUAUAGCAGAUUUCAAUCACUAUGGUCUUUACAUUUCAUUUGUUUAUUGCAGGAGUUCUGUAUAUAGAUAAGAGCUUCUCGUGCUAUUACCCUCUACCAUGGCCACGAAUUAAUCAUGUGCACUUUUCUCUAACGCGUAGAAAAUUUGACAUAACUUAUCCAGAGACAUCUGUGAGUAUCGAGUGAAAAAUCAAUCUGUGGCCCUGGUAGAGGGUAUCAUGCUACUAAGGUUACACCAGUCCUUCGUAUUACAACAGCAUUAUUUGAGGGGGCUUCAACUAAGAAAUCUUCAGAUUUUAAAGUUUUGCCUAAGAUUGUGUGAGAAUGUAUUGUGUAUUGAUGCAAUAUUGGUGUCAUAGAAUCAUAUUUUGUAAAAAAGGGAUGAAGUUUUCAGCACAGUCUAGGCAGUUUUUGAAGUGGUUCAGCAGGCUAACCAAGUAUUAAAUCGGUGCUCUGCCUGCAAUGGUCAGUUCAUCACUUGCUUCUCAUUACUUGAAGUGAGUUUUCGUAUACCUUCGAAAAAUUGAAAAAUAUUUCUUAUGAAAUAUUGGACAAUAAAACAAGGUGCUACUAA